CUGGAGUAUAAUAAUAGGCAUGAUGAAUGUAUAAUAAUUUGUUGCCUACUGCGUAAGUAUUACACAUAGGUAGGCCUUUAGAACGCUCCCGAAUAAAUUGAAUUGAAAUUCCAUUAAAAAUUUAGGUAGUUACUUCUUUGUUCUUUAUGAAAGCGUAUUAUAUUAUUCAAAUGAUUUUUUAUCUACAAUAGAUCAAUUUACUGAUAGUGGUGACGGGAAGCGGAAAAAAAUAUGAACUGUCAAAUGAGGCAUUUUAGGCCACACAAAGGUUAGCUGAAUGUUUUCAUUAUGUGGACCAAAUCGCGACUUAUACUUUUAAUAUUUGCCGGAAUUGCUUAUUCCCUGAUAAUAAUACCAGAGCGGGCUGUGGUGACGUAUGUCAACACUAAACACUUGGCUUGGGCGAAUUCCUCCGUGAAAAAAUACGACCGUAAGAGUCCAUAUUACCUGAACAUUGAAGGAGAAAAUGUGGUUGUGCUUGACGAAACGUUUCUGUUUAACGCAGUGGUGUAUCAGUAUGUCAGCAACGAAUAUCGUCGUACCUUCGUCGAGUUUCACAUGUCCUUUUGCAAGUUUCUAAAGGACCCAUAUUUCGGUGGAAUAUUCUUGAAGUAUGGAUUGAAAUGUCCUAUUAUUCCGGGUAUUUACCAUUUCAUGAAUAUGACAUUUCCUACGGAGAAUUUUCCCCAAGUGUGGCCUUUUGAAAAGUGCUUGUUUAAUAUGACGAUGACGAUCAACGGGACUUUAACCGCAACUAUGUACAUAUCUGCAAAAUUUAUAUCGAAACCUGCAAGAAGAACAUGAAAAUGUUUAAUAUAGUCAGUAA
Messenger RNA from Plutella xylostella (diamondback moth), 826 nucleotides. RefSeq lists its product as uncharacterized. The record is from RefSeq and is a predicted model, not a curated record. Lineage: Eukaryota; Metazoa; Arthropoda; Insecta; Lepidoptera; Plutellidae.